CACUCGACGGAUGCUUUUUUCGUACUGUGGAUUCAAGAAGAUCUGAUGAGGGCAUCCAAAGCCUUUUCCCUUUGUAUCGCAAACGCCACUACGCUCUUGUGCAAUUGUGCAAUUCUUGUCUGCGCUUGCCAUUGGUAAGCAGCGCGCGCCCAGUCUUGGUGUGAGGUCAUCGCCGAGCAUUCCCCAAGCGGACAACUUUCAAGGUACUGUGGAAGGUUGUUCGACCAACCCCCCCAUUCUUUCGCGGCGCGCGUCUGCGCUGUUGCUCGCGCUCUGCUCCCUUCGUUGACGCAUGGAUAAACUGAAAGCGAAGGCCUCGUCGGCCCGUAAUCGACUGGUGGAGCACACCUCGCGAGGGACUGGCACUUCGUCGCUACCCCCAACCCAUUCGACACCUCCACAAGAGGACAAUGCGAACACGACGGUCAAUGAUGCCGUCCCAAGACCGCUGACCGGGACCUCUGCGAAGGAUUUUGCUGCUCCACAGCACCCGCCAACGGAGCAAUCCAGGUGUGAGCCACCUACAUCGCUGGAGUCAUCGGUCGACGCUGGAGAACCUGUCCCAGUACCCCCGCGAAGAGGUAGCGCCUCAACGGCCUCCAGAACCGCUCAAGAUGCUUCAACCCCGCAACUACGAGCUGUCGGUCGCCCACGCAGCAACUCUGCCCCUCAGCGAUCGACAUCCUCAUCGUCACAACCAAACCGACCCAUGAUGAGUUACCGCCAGCCGAGUGUCGGGCUAAGACGAUGUCCAUCACCCGGUCCUUCACGUACUACCUCAGCGAACCCUACCGGUACAUCCACCCCCUUGAACCGGACGGCUUCACGACUACCUGUGCUUGACGAAACGUGCGCUCUCGAGCACCAACCGACGAAUGCGACGGAUCCUGCACCAUCUAUCUCAUCGGAGGGAUCAAGGCAAUCAGACGGAGGACAACCGAGCAGGCUGAAAAAAGCUUCAAUGGCGAUCCAGUCGAAACUCGGCCUCACAAAGACAAAUCAGGGAGAGGAUGGUAUUACCAGGCCCACUACUCCUACAGCUGCUCAACCCUAUGGCAGGGAGUAUAGUGCCAGCAUGGUAGAUGUGUUGGAUACCCUGGAUCCCGAAGUCCAAGCUAUCACCUCUCUCACUAACGUACAAAACUCCCUCUUCGUACCCAAUCUGGGUAAUUGGGUAAAUCGACGACCAACAUAUGUACUGCGGCCGACGCGCAGUGAAAGGCAAAGCCUGGAGGAGAUCAAUGCCGUUCUUGAGCCGGCGAGACGGACACAAGCAGAGCAAGAGGCACUUCAAAGGGCUGAAACGCAAGAACCACCUGAAGGUAAACUACACAGGACGCGGUCGGAAGCUACGCUGGCCACUGUCGCUACCAUUGACUCACAACUAAGCGAAUCCCGUUUUGCCGUUUUGCCACAUGGUGCCUCACUAGCUGGCUGGAGCAGGGAAGACAAGGCCGAGUUGAACGACCACGUUAGACAUAUGUUGCAUUCCAGAAGAUCGAAGUUCAAACGUGCUAUGAGGGGAUUUGGUCAAUAUGUCCGGAGACGUACGUCACACGACCCAAUUCUCUCUGGCCUAACUAACAUGUGCGUAGCCUUGGGUUUCUUGGUCACAUUGUAUGCCUCCUUGAUCACGUUAUUCGGUCUAGCCUGGGUGCUCUUCCUGAUCGGUUGGAUCAAUGUUGGCGGUCGCCAGAUCUACGUUGUGCACGUCAUCGACAGCGUCCUCGUCGCUCUCUUUGGCGUCGUCGGCUAUGGCCUUGCACCCUUCCGCGCUGUCGACACGUAUCAUAUGAUUUACAUCGCACAUUAUCAUCACUAUACCUGGAGCCGCCGGAAAAAAGACCGGCUACCUAAACUUCACGACCGCAAUGAUCUUCCCUCGCGGAAUGCUCCCGUCUCUGGACCAAUGAAUCCCGAUCCGGAAGACCCAGAGAAACAAUGGGAGUUCACAGUCCUGACGCCCAAGCAACAAGCAAGACUGGAGCACCACCAAGCCAAGUUCUCCAGUUCUCAUUCGUUUUACCAGCCUCACGAAACAGAGACCCAUUACGCCUUUCCUCUCCGCUUCCUCAUCGCCAUCGUCGUCCUCCUGGACUGCCAUUCCCUUCUUCAGAUCUCGCUAGGGGCGACUACGUGGGGCAUUUACUACAAGGACCGCCAUUUCGCGAUCACCACAGUCAUCCUUUGCCUGUCCAUCGCAUGCAACGCCACGGCCGGUCUCCUCAUUACCAUUGGCGACCACAAAACCCGUAAGAAGGACGUCAUAGAGCGGAUGAACCGGCAAGAGUUGACCGAGAGGGCGAUGCACAAGGUCGAAAAGAAGAAGGAGCGGGAGAGUGAGAGUGAGCGCGAGGAUAAUGAUGACGCGGGAAAGAGGAAGAAGAGUAUGGAGAUUAGGAGGAGUCUGGAUAUCGUUAAGCGAAGACUCGUGGAGGGCAAAAGCGGGCUGGGGAGUGAGAACGAGAGUUCGGGGUCGCCGGGUGGUCCGUUGAAGAAGGUGGAGGAAGGUAGUGCGUAUCCUUAAGGAGAUGUUUUUUGAUGUUUGAAAAGUACAUAUGUUGUGGAUGUUUCCAUAGAGAUUCUCCAUAGAAAUAAUGGAUAAUAUAAGGAUCCUGUCCUAA
Molecule: messenger RNA, 2624 nt
Organism: Westerdykella ornata
Lineage: Eukaryota; Fungi; Ascomycota; Dothideomycetes; Pleosporales; Sporormiaceae
Exons: 3
Coding region: 293-2527 (744 amino acids)
Source: RefSeq, a predicted model, not a curated record